AUGCAUCGAAAGAAAGAUCAUCGAAAAGUGCCAACUUCGCAACCACAUGAGAAAAAUGCUAACACCACAGAGAAUGCAGCAGCUAAACGCAGUGCUGGACUUAUGGAUGCGGAAAGUGAUGAAGAUUUGCGAGCGCAAGUUCGUAAUGAUGUUAAUGAAGAGAAUCUGUUAAAUAUGGAAAUUCCUCCAAUGCCCGAGCCUAUAAUGAGUGCUGAUGGAAGUGGGCAACGACUUAUGAUAACUAGCAUUGAUGUUGAAAAUUUCAAGUCUUAUUAUGGAAAACAUGUUCUGGGUCCUUUCCAUCAGAAUUUUUCGGCUAUAAUUGGUCCUAACGGUAGCGGAAAAAGCAAUGUGAUUGAUUCUUUGCUAUUUGUAUUUGGUUAUCGUGCAUCAAAAAUUCGUUCCAAGAAAAUAAGUGUUUUGAUUCAUUCCUCAGCUGGUCGGGAAAACAUAUCAAGUUGUACUGUCGGUGUUAAUUUCCAGAAAAUUACUGAUUUGCCUGAUGGAGACUAUGAUGUUGUGCCAUCCAGUCAGUUUACCGUUAGUCGAACUGCAUUUCGUGACAAUUCUUCAAAAUAUACUUAUAACGGUAAAACGAUGCAAUUCAAAGAUAUUGCUGUGUUGUUGCGAGGCGUUGGAAUUGAUCUCAUUCAUAAUCGCUUUCUGAUUCUGCAGGGUGAAGUCGAACAAAUUGCUUUGAUGAAGCCGAAAGCUUUAAAUGAAAAUGAUGAUGGCAUGUUGGAAUAUUUAGAAGAUAUUAUUGGUUCAAGCAGGCUCAAAGUCAUUGUUUUUCUGUCUUUAACAGCUGGUCUUAUUAGUGUGGUUCCGAUUGAAACAAUUCAGCGGAAAAUUGAUCAGUUGCAAGAAGAGCGUUCUGCGCAGUUGAAUCGCACGAAGUUUGCGGAAAAGGAAAAAAAUGAUGCUGAAGGGCCGAUGAAAAGUCUUAUUGCAGAUCUUCGUGUUGAUAACGGUAUCGCACUGACAAAAAAUCGUCUGCUGCAAGCUGAUCGAUAUAAGGCCAAAUCGGAAUUGAGGGCAGAUGAGGAGAAGAAAGAGGAGUUUGAGAAGGAUUUGGAAGACACAAAAAAACGACAGGGAGAAGUCUUGGCCUUGCAGAAGAACAGAAAAGAUGAACAGAAACAAUUGCAAAAAUCUUUUGAGAAAGCACAAGAGGAAUAUGAAAAGACGAAGCAUCAAUUUAAUGAACUAGAACAAGCUGAACAAAAAAGAAAAGCUGAGUUGCUCCGUCUCAAUGACAGAAAGAAGAAAUUGAUUGAUGACAUAGCGAAUGAAGAGAAAAAGAUAUCUGAAUUGAAACAGGUACCAAUAAAAGCAAAAAGCAGACUUGAGGAAUAUCGUGAAAUGUUAAAUGGAAUUGAUGAUAUCAUUGUUCAAAAGCAAGUCGAAGUCGAUGCCCAUUUGAAAGAACUGCAAGAACAGACUAUGAAGUUUCAAGGUCCUAAAAAAGCACUGGAAGAACAAGUCGGAGAACUUACUGCUAAAGAGGAUGAGGCAAGCAGCAAGUUAACGCUGGCACAGGAAGCGCUUCAAUUAAUGCGUAGAGAAGAGGAAGUGGCGAAGAAAAAACUUCUGGAAAUUCAGACAUCUCUCAAUGAUGUAAAAGUUCUCUUGGAGUCCAAAAUAAACGAUCUGAGUAAGGUGAAGCAAGCAAUUCCAAAUAUUGACAAAGAGCUUCAUAAUGCCAAAUCAGAAAUGACAAAAAAACGGAAGGAAGAAUCAGUUUACACUGAAAAUGUUCGGCAAUGUAUGGCAAGGUUCGAGAAAAAACGACAGACAGUGGAAGCAUUUCAAAGCCAAAACAAUCUGUUGAGGCGUCUGAUGGCCGAAAAAUCAUCUGGGAACAUACCGGGAAUAUAUGGACGUCUUGGUGAUCUCGGUGCAAUUGAUGAAAAGUAUGAUGUCGCUAUUUCGACAACAUGUCGAUCGUUGGAUUAUAUUGUGGUUGAUAAUGUUGAUACUGCUCAAAUGUGCGUAGAAUUUCUGAGGCGCGAGAAUUUGGGUAUUGCCUCCUUCUUGGUACUCGAUAAGCAGGAAAAACUUCGUCCAUAUAUGGCAAAGCUAAACUCUACACCUGAAAAUGCACCUCGAUUGUUUGAUUUAAUUCGUGUAGCAGAUCCAGCGGUAUUACCUGCAUUCUAUUUUGCGUUGCGUGAUACUUUGAUAGCAGAUGAUAUCACGACUGCAACACGUAUUGGCAUGGGUGGCACGAAACGUUAUCGAGUGGUUACGUUGAAAGGUGAAGUGGUUGAAACAAGUGGCUCCAUGACAGGUGGUGGAAGAUCUGAACGAAGAGGUAGGAUUGGCCAAAGUGUCAAAAUUGACACUUCGAAAGAAUCAUCCGAAGAAGUUACUGAGCUGCAGAAUCUAUUGACAGAAGAGCAGAAUCGCCUGAAUAAUUUGCGAAGUGUUAUUCAUCAGCUCGAUUCUCGCAUAAUGUCCCUUCAAACUGAUUACGAUAGACUGAAGAAAAAUGAACAAAACUUAUCAAAUGACAUUGAACCUCUUGAAAGGAAAGUAGCUGAUCUUGAGCAUAGAUUGGAGGAACAAACAGCCAGAGUCAAAAGCGUUCUUGUGGAUGAGAAAGACAUACAACGUAAAAAGGCUGAAGUUGCUGAACUUGCGAAAGCCCGUGAUAAAGCAGUAGAAGCAGCUGAUGAAGUACGAGAAAAAGUAGUUGAAAUAAACACUAAGAUCCAAGAGGUUUAUGAUCGAAUUGUUGGUCCAUAUCAAAAGGAGCUUGAUGAGGUUCGAGCAAGGAAAGAAAGCGCAUCGAAAGGAGCGACGAAAGAGCAGAGUGUGCUUAAUAAUGCUCAACGAAAUAUGAAUAAAGCAUUGAGCAGGAAAAAUGAUCUUGAAACUGAUCAGCGUGAAACUGAUGAAGCAAUCAAGAAACUUGAAUUAACUGAAGAUGCUCGGGAAGCGGAUAUUAAUCGUUUAACAAAGGAGAAAAUACAACAAGAGAAAUUGAUGAAAGAAGCUGAAGUUAAAGUGAAGGAAGCAUUCAACAAAAAUUCUGAACUGGAUGUUGAAGAAGUUGAGCUUAAAAAGAGAUGUGCUGAUUUGACACGUGCGCUUAUUGAACAGUUGAGAUUUUUAGAGCAUAAACAAGGAAAGCUAACCAUGAUUGAGAGCAAGAUCGAAACAUUACAUUUGUCCUAUGUGAAAUGUUUGGAUCGCUUACCGGAGUCACUGCAAUUAAGCGAAGAAGAAGAAGACGAUGAAUAUGCAUUACAGGAAGCUUUGAAAGUUGAGCAUGAAUUCUUCAAAAAAUUGAAGAGUGGUGAGAUUAUUAUCGAAGCUGAUAAAGACGGUAUAGUACGUUACAAAAAUGUACCAGAAUAUUCCGAAGAAGAAAUCAAAAAUUUCAAUCUGCAGGAUAUGAAAUUUACAUUAGCGAAUUUGGAGAAGCGAAAAGUUGGUAAAGUGCUGAAUACGAAUGGUUUGCUGGAGUAUGUUACAAAGCUGGAGCGUUAUGACCGUGAAGUUGAAGCUUUAUCCGAUAUAUCAACGAAACGUGACAAACAUCGUCAAUUUUGCGAGCAAUUAAAGAAACAGCGAAUGAAUGAAUUCAUGGACGGUUUUACACGGAUUGGUUUGGCAUUGAAAGAAAUGUAUCAGAUGAUAACAUUGGGUGGUGAUGCUAGUUUGGACUUGGUUGAUUCACUUGAUCCGUUUAGUGAAGGUGUUUCUUUUGGUGUAAGACCACCGAAGAAAUCGUGGAAGCAAAUUACCAAUUUGUCAGGUGGUGAAAAAACGCUGUCGUCAUUAGCCCUGGUUUUUGCAUUACAUUAUUAUCGACCAACACCACUGUAUGUUAUGGAUGAGAUUGAUGCCGCUCUGGAUUUUAGAAAUGUAUCAAUUAUUGGACAUUAUAUAAAGGAUCGCACAAAAAAUGCACAAUUUAUUAUCAUUUCUUUGCGGAAUAAUAUGUUUGAAUUAGCAGAUCGUCUUAUUGGUAUUUACAAGACAUUUGAUUGUACGAAGUCCGUCGCCAUUGACCCGGGAAGUAUCCGGAAUAUAAUUAAACCGCUUUAUAUUUUGGAAGAAAUGAAGAAACAUAGAGGGAAAAACAGUGAAAAACAUGUGGAUGAGAAAUAUGAAUUGCAGUUCCAAAGGCAAGAAAUGGAUAGCCAUAUUAAUGCUUUAGAAAUAAAUAUGAGAAAUACGCAGGAGUCAAAAACGCCAUCAAUGGUUGCUGAAGAUCUAUCGGUAAGUCGAACAUCAUCCGGUCGAAGAAACGACUACGGCAUAAUGUUGGAGAAAAGGAAACAUGGAAACAAUUCCGAAAAAAAUAUUCGGAUUUCAAAGGGCAACAAAUCACAUAUCUCACGAAAAACCACAUCAGCGGUUUCAGUGUCCCCACCAACGAAGAAAAAAUCUCCGCAAAAAUCUGAAAUUCCUACCUGGGAUGUACCACAGACUAUCACUGUGCGCCGUUCACGAGCUGAACCAGCUGGUGGCCAGUUCUUGGAUGAAAAAAGUGGUGAUAGUGUAACUAACAAAGCCACAAAAGAGGUAGGCGAUGAUAGCAGUGGAAUAAAAAAUGUUCUUUCGAAAGAUGUCUCUGGUGUCGUUUCACAAUCAGAAACAGGAGUUGCUCAACCAUCCAAUUUACAGCAAUCGGUUGCAAAUGCUGUAUCAGAUACAGAUCGAUUGGAACAGUUUGCACGAAUGUUAUGA
Molecule: messenger RNA, 4701 nt
Organism: Acanthocheilonema viteae
Lineage: Eukaryota; Metazoa; Nematoda; Chromadorea; Rhabditida; Onchocercidae
Source: the annotation of a GenBank genome assembly